This is a messenger RNA of Clarias gariepinus (North African catfish), 1749 nucleotides long. RefSeq names its product syntaxin 11a (gene stx11a). The record is from RefSeq and is a predicted model, not a curated record. Gene Ontology annotation, cellular component: plasma membrane; synaptic vesicle; presynaptic active zone membrane. The coding region runs from base 387 to 1268 and encodes 293 amino acids. NCBI's taxonomy places the organism in Eukaryota, Metazoa, Chordata, Actinopteri, Siluriformes, Clariidae. Gene Ontology annotation, biological process: synaptic vesicle fusion to presynaptic active zone membrane; intracellular protein transport; exocytosis. Gene Ontology annotation, molecular function: SNAP receptor activity; SNARE binding. The transcript has 3 exons.
CUUUUUUCUUCGGCUUUUAGACGAGCAGGUGGUUUGGGUUUGGUCUCAUUUACCUUUAAACAAGUUGCAGCGUUUUAUGUUUUUCUGUCGCUGGUGUGUCGCUUACCGAAACACGAGAAAUAUGGUUUAGUUCUCCAACACCUGUUCCAAGACUGCCCCUAUAGGACGCUUUUCACUCCAGCACAAAUGUAAAGACUACAACGUCGAGCGGGGAAAAGUUAUACUUGGUCUUAUAGGAAGUAAGCAUCAUGACUGUGUGAUUUCCAUUACUCGGAAAAAGUGAUGUUUAAGACAUAAGGCCACUGGUGUGACAGGGGGUUUCUUUACUGAAUUACUCCUACGCAGUGCUUUAGCAAGAGGCCCUUAUUCUCAUUUCAGAAGGAGAAAUGAAGGAUAGACUGUGUGAUCUGAAUAAUAUUGUAUCUAAACAAUCCCAAGAGGAGCCAUCUGUGGAGAAUGGGGAGGACUUGGACAAUGGAGAAGUGGAGCACCAUGCCAUGGUGUUCGAGGGUGAAGACACCAUGGACGAUGUUUUCAAGGAGGCCCAGGCUAUGCACAAAAAAAUCGCUCACCUCAGAAUGGAGGUGAAGAAGCUGGGCAAGCAGAACACCCGUUUUCUCACCUCAGUCAGACGCAUCAGCAGCAUCAAGCGGGACUCCAAUGCCAUUGCACGCAACAUCAAGGCUGAGGGAGAGAAGCUGUAUGCGAGGCUUCAGGACAUGGAGAGACAGUGUAAAAAGCUGGAGGAGAAACAAGGGGCCCACUCCGCGUUCACCCGCAUGGUACGCUCCCAGUACAACUCUUUAACCAGUGCCUUCCAUAGUGCAAUGUCUGAGUAUAAUGAGGCUGAGAUGGCACAAAGGGAAAACUGCAAGAUACGAAUCCAGCGACAGACGGAGAUCAUGGGCAAGGAGGUGACUGGGGAUCAGAUUGAAGAAAUGAUCGAGACUGGAAAGUGGAAUGUCUUCUCGGAUAACCUUGUCACAGAUGAGCGAGCCUUUCGUUCAGCACUCAGCGAGAUCGAGGACCGCCACAAGGAGCUUCUAGAACUGGAGAGCCGCAUUCGAGACAUUCAUGAGCUCUUUUUUCAGUUGGCUCUGCUGGUAGAGCAGCAAGGGGCUAUGGUGGAUAACAUUGAGGCUAACGUAUGUGCAGCAGAAGAGUUUAUAGGCAAAGCUACAGUGGAGAUCAAGAAGGCUGUGAAAUAUAAGAAGAAGAAUCCUUGUAGACAGCUUUUUUGUUGUUGUUUCCCAUGUUGUAAUAAGUGAAGAAUAUGCUUCACUGCCUUCUCAUGUCACACCCAUUUCAAAAUAACAGGUGAGCUUACUAAAUGCAGGAUUUAAUUGGCCUGUCUUUGGUGGAGCUUCAUGUCGUUGUUGCUCAAUGGUCAUGUGAUUAACAGGAAUGUACAUGUCACCAGCCUUUUCUUUUUUUUUCUUUCUAAAUUUGUUAUAUGAUAUUACUGGUUGCCUAAACAUGUCAUCAAAUGGAGUGACAAAGCCUUGUUUACCAAUAGAGCAACGAUAUAUGAACACAGAACUGCUUAUUAUUCCAGUUUCAUAUUUGUAUUGUUUCUGUUUUGUGUUUAAUAACGGUUCAGAAAGAAUUUGUACUAUAUUAUUUAACUUUUAAAAUUAUGAUGUAAAAUAACUGCAACAUAGAAAAAAGAAGCUUUAUAUUUAAGUGAUCAUGCAAACUUUUUAUUAAUGUUUUAUUGUUUCAUAAAUGAAUAAAUAAUUUUAACUUUGG